Molecule: messenger RNA, 4318 nt
Organism: Engraulis encrasicolus (European anchovy)
Lineage: Eukaryota; Metazoa; Chordata; Actinopteri; Clupeiformes; Engraulidae
Product: SR-related and CTD-associated factor 4-like
Exons: 19
Coding region: 152-3484 (1110 amino acids)
Biological process (GO): negative regulation of termination of RNA polymerase II transcription, poly(A)-coupled
Cellular component (GO): nucleus
Molecular function (GO): RNA binding; RNA polymerase II C-terminal domain phosphoserine binding
Source: RefSeq, a predicted model, not a curated record
AUGUUCCUGAACACAGCCCGCUUUGGAGGGCACAUGCGAAACAUGUCGUAGCGACGAAAAUAUUAUGUAUUUUCAAUAAGGUUGUAAGGAUAAAUGAAAAACUGAACAAGUUUGCAGAAUACGGUAUCGAAGCGCAUCUUUUACGGUGACCAUGGAUGCAGUCAACGCGUUCAACACGGAGUUAUUCUCCAUGAUUGACAUGAAGCCCCCCAUAUCACGGGCUAAAAUGAUGUCAAUAACAAAAUCUGCCAUAAAGGCCAUCAAGUUAUACAAGCAUGUUGUACAGAUUGUGGAGAAGUUCAUCAAAAAGUGUAAGCCAGAGCUGAAGGUGCCAGGCCUCUAUGUGGUGGACUCCAUUGUACGCCAGUCUCGCCAUCAGUUCGGCAUUGACAAGGACAUGUUUGCCCCGAGGUUCCUCAAAAACUUCACUGCAACCUUUCAGAACCUGUACAUGUGUCCGCCAGAUGACAAGAGUAAGAUCCUGCGAGUGCUGAACCUGUGGCAGAAGAAUGGUGUGUUCACCAUGGACAUAAUACAGCCUCUGCUGGACAUGGCUACCGGCAACGCAGUGGCACCGCCAGUCGUGGAGAAUGGCCUUCCAGACGCAGCCUCGCCGCCCGCAGCUGUUCCAGCCGAGGCCGCGCUGCCCGUCACCAGUGCCUCCAUAGUGCAGGCCCUGCCCCAGUUGCAGAACUCCGGGGCCCUGGCAGCUGUGGCCCAGCUCUUCCAGUCCUCACAGGGACAAGAGUUGCAUCAUAUCCUCCAGAAUCUGCACCCGUCGCAGGCCUCCGCGGUCCAGGGUGGAGCCGGGCCAGUGGCAGCCGGACCUGCCAUGAUGAUGCCCUCUGGUCACCCUCUCCCACACAGCAGCCUCCCUCCCCCUGUCAUGGGUCAACAGCAGCCACCCUCCACCAUGCCCAUGACUGUUCCAGUCACUAUGCCUGGCCAACCCAUGCCUUUUGCCAUGGCCGGCCACCAGCCGAUGCCUGUCCCAGUCACCAUGGCCGGCCAGCCUAUGACUGUCCCCGUCACCAUACCAGGACAUCCUAUGGGUGUUCCUGUCACCAUGGCUGGGCAGCCUAUGACUGUUCCUGUGACCAUGCCUGGUCAGCCUAUGACUUUUCCAGUCACCAUGUCUGGGCAGCCCAUGACUGUUCCCGUGACCAUGCCUGGGCAACACAUGACUGUUCCAGUGUCUGUCCCUGGUCACACCAAUCCCCCCACCGAGCAGAAGAACUCCUUUGCCAAGAAACUCCUGGCUCGUUUUGACUAUGACGAUGAACCAGAGCCUGCAGAAGAAGUGAAAGAAGAAUUGCCUCCCGCCAUGCCUCCGAAUGUGCCGCUCAACAUGCAGCAGCCGAUCAUGUACCCUCAGUUUGCUGGACAGAUGGCCAAUCAGCCUGGUAUGAUGCUCAUGCAGGGAAUGGGGCAGCCAAUGAUGUCGCAGCAGAUGACCGGUGUUCCUGGUGUUGUUCCCGGCAUUCCCGGUGUCACUGGUGUUGUUCCUGGUGCUGUACCCGGUGUUGUUCCGGGUGUCUCUGGUGUCGUUCCGGUUGUCACUGGUGUUGCUCCUGGUGUUCCUGGUGCUGCUCACUUCAUGCCACAGAUGCAGAUACAGAUUCAGGCUCAACCCGGCGGCUCCCCAGCAGCACCUCAACAGCCUCAGAUGGCUGAGGUGGAGGCGGAGCCAUCAUCAGGAAGGCGGGAAAGAAGGGACGACACUCGCAGCAGAAGAUCACGAUCCAGAUCUCCUCGGCGCCACUCCCCCUCGCGCUCCCGAAGGUCCCGCUCAGGCUCCAGGGAACGCUCCUCCCGCCGGUCACGCUUCCACCGGUCUCGUUCCCGCUCCCGGGAACGCCGGUCGGACCGCCGAGACAACCGCUCGCAGCGCUCCCGCUCGGAAGAAAGGAAGGAGAGGGAGAAGGAGCGGGAACGCCGGCAGAAGGGUCUACCCCCCAUCAAGAGCAAGACACUCAGCGUGUGCAGCACGACGCUGUGGGUGGGCCAGCUGGACAAGAAGACGACUCAACAAGACAUCACCCAGCUGCUGGAGGAGUUUGGACAGAUCGAGUCCAUCAAUAUGAUUCCUCCAAGAGGCUGUGCCUACAUCGUCAUGGUGCACAGGCAGGACGCCUUCAGGGCCCUGACCAGCCUCAGCAGGGGAACCACCAAGGUCAACCAGAAGGCCAUCAAGAUCGCCUGGGCGUUGAACAAGGGCAUAAAGCCUGAGCUGAAGAAGCUGUGGGACGUGGAGCGCGGAGUGACCUACAUCCCCUGGGAGAAGGUCAAAGUAGCCAGCCUGGAGGGCUACCGGGAGGGAGGCAUGCUGGACGCUGAAACCUUGUGUCCAGACUGGAACAGUUCUGUGAAAGAGCUGACCAAGCCUGCGGGCGCAGCAGCAGAAGCAGCAGCAGCGGCAGCGGCAGCAGCAGCAUCAAUGGGCAGCCCAGACGGACGCAAGCCUGAGGACAAGCCAGUGUCUACUGCACAGGUGGCCCCCACACAGCCAAUGACGGCGCCCUCUGUUGGUAAGCCAGGGUUUCCUCCACCCAUGGGCAUCCCACCCCUUGCCAUGAUGCCAGGCAGACCCCUGCCACCCUUCCUACCGCCAGGCUUCGACCCCACCAAGUUGCCCCCAGGCUUUCUUCCACCGGGUGCACUGUCUGCUGUAGUACCACCACCUACUGGUGCUGCAAUGUCCAUGCCACCAGUGACCGCAUCACCAGUUAAGCCUGCUACAGCAAAGGAGCCAGUCAAGGACAAAGACAAAGACAAGGAGGAGGACAAGAAGGCUGCCGACAAACCUCCUUCCUCCGAGGCUCCAUCAUCAGAAGCUGCAGCUGCACCAGGGGCAACACCCCCUGCAGGAGGCCCCGAGUCCAUGAGCCCUCCCCCAGCGUUGGCAGGCCUCCUAGGGACACGUCCCGGCAUCAUGCCCCUGCAGCGGCCCCCACAUCCAGGCCUCGCAAGUCCUCCAGGAGGUCCCCCUGGUGGUCCGCCUGGUCCCCCUGGACCUGGAGGUCCCCCGGGCCCUAUGCCCCCCUUCAUGCCCCCCUUCCCCCCCGACAUGAUGCCCCCCAACAUGUUCCCUCCCAUGAUGCCGCGGGGGCCCAACCCCAUGAUGUUCCGCGGCGAGGCUCCUCCGGGCCGCUUCCGUAUGCCCAUGCCCCCCAGAGGGGAUUUCAGGCCCCCGCCCAUGGACGACUUCCCCUCGCCCAUGGAAGACUUCAUGCCCCCCCACGGCCCCCCACGCAUGGGCCCCCCGCCAGAGGGUAUGGAUGACUGGGACGGUCCUCCUCCACCCCCGCUCUUUGGCAACGACUGGCACAGGGACGGGCCCCCUGGACCGGGUCCUGGCUGGUUCAGGGAUGGGCCUCCACACAGGGGGGGCCGAGGAGGGCGAGGGUGGGGGCGCGACCGGCCCGGCCCAGGGCCUGGGGGUCCGCCUGGCCGCUUUAUGAAUCGCCGUGAAUCGUUUGACUAGAACACUGAGUCCAUGUCACACAGCAACUGAGGAGGAACAAUGACUCUAACAUGACAUGUGAUUGAUACACUAUUGUUUUUGUUCGUUUUGAGGGGUUUUUUUGUUUUUGUUUUUUUCUUCGCCCAGUGAGUUUGUGAGGUAUGAAGAUUAACUGGAAGCUGGGACUGUGAGCGCAAGCCAAGCUGAGCAGUUGUGGUACAGUGAAGUAGACAGUGCGUUUUGUUUUUGUUUUAUUUUAUUUCCGCGGGAGUGUAGGAAACUAGCUGCCUCAAGUGCCCAGCAACUGAAGGACAGUGACACACACACACAUAAUGUGUGUGGGGAUGGAGAUUGGUAAUUGGCGUUGCUUUGUGUUUGGGAGAGGACACUACGUACAGGAUGACACCAAGAGAUCAAAUCUGUGCCAACACUUCAAUGAUGUUCACCAUGUGUUAAAAAAGAGGAAAAAAGUGUCUAAUGGUCAUCCCUUAACCAACCGUGGUGAAAAGAACACUACAGCUGAUAUGAAGGAAAGAACAUCUGUUUUUCUGUCUGCUUGAACCACUGUCUCUUUCUUAGUUCUUGUCUAAAAAGACAGUUUCUGUACAUAUUAACUCACAGCAGCUCAGUUUUUUUGUAUAUUUUGAAACAGCGUUACAUUUAGAUGGUACAUAUCUAUGUCUUGAGUGUGACAUUUCUGUCAACUCUGGGAGGAGUUAAUGUGUGUAUUUUUCCGUUUGAUCUGAAGAGCUGAAAUCAAAUGUACGUUUUUAUGGAGCAGUGAGUAAAAAAAAGGAUAUGUUGCACAGCCCUUUUCAUCUUUACCAUUUCUUUUAGUAAAAUAUUUUUGUAUCA